UUUCUCCGAGGGUUGAUUGAACCCGGCCCUCCCACCGCUCUCAAAAGGCACGCGCAAACUCCCCCCUCACACACUCUCUCUCUCUCUCUCUCUCUCUAACCCUUCGGUCUCGCCAAAUCACAAGUCCAACACGCGCCACUCUCCUCCCCUAGCCGUUAAACGAAAGGUCCACCGUCAAUCACGCGAUCGGCGCGAAUUUUAAAGCCCGACGGAUGGUGCUGAUAUAUAGUGGUCUCGCUUUGGCGGCGGCGGCGGCGACUCGUAUAAAUACCGUUCGUCUCCGGUUCUCUCUUCGCGAGGUCUCUUUCUCGUAGAGUCGUCGCCCAUGGCUCUAGCCUCCCCCUCCUCUUCCCCCUCUUCUCUCCUCCGAAACCCUGGACGCUUCUCCCCUUCCCCUUCCCCUUCGCCAUUACCCCCCUCGCUCCCCUUCCUCGCCCGCUCCCGCCGCGCUCGCAUCCUCUCCUCCUCUUCCCCCUUCACGGAGGUCGCUUCCCCGAAGAGGUACGAGCGAGAGAGCUGGGCCUACUCCGCCGCCGCCGCGGCGUCCCCGCGGCGCGGCGGCGCCGGCUACAGGGACGACGAGAUUGCUCUGCAGCUGCCCGAGCUCAAGAAGCUUCUCGAGGCCCUGAGGGCCGCGCGGAGCGGCGGCGGCGGAGGAGGAGCAGGAGGAGGUGGAGGUGGUGGCCCCGGGAGGGUGGCGCUGGUGGGGACGGGGCCGGGGGACCCGGAGCUGUUGACGAUCAAGGCGGUGCGGGCGAUCGAGGGGGCCGAUCUCAUCCUCUACGAUCGCUUGGUGUCGAAUGAUGUGCUGGAUUUGGUUAGGGCGGAUGCGAGGCUCCUCUACGUCGGCAAGACGGCGGGGUACCAUAGCCGCACUCAGGAGGAGAUUCAUGAGUUGCUACUUAGCUUUGCCGAGGCGGGAGCCAAUGUGGUGAGGCUAAAGGGAGGCGAUCCUCUGGUAUUUGGCAGGGGUGGAGAAGAGAUGGAUUUCCUACAACAACAAGGAAUUAAUGUUGAGGUUAUUCCAGGAAUUACUUCGGCUUCAGGCAUCGCAGCAGAACUCGGCAUCCCACUGACUCACCGGGGUGUUGCAAACAGUGUUAGAUUUCUGACCGGCCACUCAAGAAAUGGUGGAACAGAUCCUCUAUAUGUGGCGGAGAAUGCCGCUGAUCCUGAUUCAACGCUCGUCGUCUAUAUGGGUUUGUCGACUCUCCCAGCUCUCGCACCGAAACUGAUAAAUCAUGGUUUACCACCGGAUACUCCAGCAGUUGCAGUGGAGCGAGGGACUACCCCUCAACAGCGUACAGUAUUUGCUAAUCUAGAGGAUCUUGUGAAUGAGGUUAGAAGUGCAGAGCUGGUGUCCCCGACUCUAAUAAUCAUUGGCAAGGUAGUGGCUUUGUCGCCGUUCUGGCCGCAAUCAUCUAAACAUGAAGAGUCGCAGACUGCACAGCCAUGCGCAACACAGACACAAGGAUAAAUCUGUCUUUUGUUUGGAGUUCUCAUAUUUUGUGAAAAUUAGGCACUGCAAUAGGAUAUCGUAAUACGCAUUGUCCUCUCAAAGAGGUAUUUUCUCAACUUUACGGAUCCAAGAUGAAUUAAUCAGAGAAAGAGGUCAAAAUCUGCGAACAGCACAUGAAUUAGAUAGAUUGAGGAGCAGAGAGCUGAAUGCAAAGGGGGGAAAAAAUCAUUAGCAGGCGCUGAUUAACUGAUCGUGAGGUUUUACCUUUGUUGUUGUUGUUGUUAUUCUUAUCAUUGCUGUCAUUGUUGUUGGUGUUGUCCUCGAGUAAUACGACAACAGCACCAUCGAAGCGGCCCGGCUUUGUCUAAUGGCAUGAGAUAGCAGAGAUGGAGGGUCUGCAGCGGUAUACAAUUUGCUACAAAUCAGCUUUUGGGCAAGUCAUUUUGAAGGAAUAAAAUUUUAUUUAAAUCGAUUGAGCUUCUCUUUUUGGGAGUUGUUUAAUUUUUCGAGUCGUGGAAACUGUUGAUUUACAUGGAUUUUUUUUCCUAAUUGACAUUCGGUUCUUAGUUCCAUGUCAUUUCCGCAUAUUGGAUCAGUAAUUUUGUUCAAUUUUGCGCUAGAUGAAUGGUAUCAGGCGCACAAAUUGUAUCAAGGAGAAGGCAACAUUUUCCUGUUUGAUUUGUUCUGGUCUUUAACCUCA
Messenger RNA from Ananas comosus (pineapple), 2159 nucleotides. Its product is annotated as uroporphyrinogen-III C-methyltransferase. Gene Ontology annotation, biological process: siroheme biosynthetic process. The record is from RefSeq and is a predicted model, not a curated record. Gene Ontology annotation, molecular function: uroporphyrin-III C-methyltransferase activity. Bases 326 to 1477 code for a protein of 383 amino acids. The transcript is spliced from 6 exons. NCBI's taxonomy places the organism in Eukaryota, Viridiplantae, Streptophyta, Magnoliopsida, Poales, Bromeliaceae.